UGUCUUUAUGACCCCCCACCUGUCUGACCCCCUCACAGAGGCAUGAAGGUGAUCGAGAACCGGGCUCUGAAGGACGAGGAGAAGAUGGAGCACCUGGAGGUCCAGCUGAGGGAGGCCAAGCUGAUCGCUGAGGAGGCCGACCGUAAAUAUGAGGAGGUUGCUCGCAAGCUGGUGAUGGUGGAGGGAGAACUGGAGAGGGCCGAGGACCGGGCCGAGCAGGCAGACAGUAAGGUUUGGAGGCUGGAGGAGCAGCUGAGGGGUUUCGACCAAUCACUGAAGAGCCUGCAGGCGUCUGAAGACAAGUACUCCAACAAGGAGGACCGCUACGAGGAAGAGAUAAAAAAUCUCAGCAACAAGCUGAAGGAGGCGGAGACCAGAGCCGAGUUUGCCGAGCGUACGGUGGCCAAACUGGAGAAAACUAUUGAUGGCCUGGAAGGUGAGACUGGUCUGAGUGUUUUGGUAGUAAUCACUAAUCAACAAUCAAUCAAAUCAAAUUAAGUAAC
This is a messenger RNA of Poecilia latipinna (sailfin molly), 503 nucleotides long. Its product is annotated as tropomyosin alpha-1 chain-like. The record is from RefSeq and is a predicted model, not a curated record. Bases 43 to 498 code for a protein of 151 amino acids. The transcript has 5 exons. NCBI's taxonomy places the organism in Eukaryota, Metazoa, Chordata, Actinopteri, Cyprinodontiformes, Poeciliidae.